Molecule: messenger RNA, 1747 nt
Organism: Chara braunii
Lineage: Eukaryota; Viridiplantae; Streptophyta; Charophyceae; Charales; Characeae
Source: the annotation of a GenBank genome assembly
CACGCGCAACAGUUUGCAAGGAAGGAGUUGUGCCCGGCCGCGGGAGGUUCUGUGGGAGCAGGCCAUGGGGAGGAUGACACGUGUCCUUCCUCCGGUGGCCAGCUGGCGAGAGAGGAGAGAGAGGAGAGAGAGGUGGUUGGCACCGAGUACGGACGGCGGGGAAGGAAGCCAGCCGCGAGGAAGGGACGGUGACGCUUGGGCUGGGAAUGCCAAGGCAGGAAGAAUCUGAAUUGCAGCAAUCGCCAUAGCCAAGAACUUGCUUGUCUUCAUCAUCAUCAUCAUCGCCAUCGCCAUCGCCAUCGCCAUUGCUGUAGGCGACAGUUAAAAAAAAUGGCUUCGGGGUGGAGGCUAAUGCGCGGGCUUCGUGGAGUCGCGGCCGGGAUUGCGCAGGAACGGUUGUGCGCGCGCUACGGCGGUGGCUUGCCGCCGCUGCCGCCGCCACCCGGCGGGUUGCGCGCAUCGCCCGCUUCGGUUCCGCCUUUGAGCAGAUGGAGACCGUUUUCGGGGGAAGCCGAAAACAGUGGGCAGGAGAAAGAAAAAGAGGAGGGUACUACUCCGACUCUUUGGAAGAGACACAAAAGGCGCACGAGGGCACAGAAAGGAAACUACGACGAUUCCUUCGAAGCUGAGCUGGAUACGUACAUGCCUGAGGUGCGAGGCCCGCUGUACGAUGCAAGGGGAAUGGUUGAUCAGCAAAUGAGGUAUGACGUGGAAGCAGAGCUCAAGAAGGUGCUUGAACAUCCAACCGUCGAAGGGUUAUUACCAGAGAGUGAACCAACUGAUGAGCCCGAAGAAGGGGAGGAGGGUCCGCGCUUGCGGUGGGAGACCAGGCUGAUUCUUGGGCCCGGAGGGAAGGCUUGGCACCCUGCCAAUCGCAAAGUCAAGGUCCGCGUUUACGUCAGAGAGCUGGGGCUGUCAGCAGCCGCUAGGGAACGUCUGCUUGCACUGGCGGGACCUCGGUACAAUACCAACAAAGACGAGCUGACGAUCGUGAGCGAGAGGUAUGCGCUGCGUGAGGAGAACAGGAAGGACGUUUUACAGAUCUUGUACGCGUUGCUGGAGGAGGCGAAGAACGCCGAUCAGCUAGCUCUAGAUGAAUUUGUGGAGGCUGCGCAGACGGCGGAUCUCCCCACGCCGGAUGUCAAGUUGAUGUCAACGCCUCUCUGAGUCUUCUUCCCAAAUGAGUGCGCAGCUUCGACCAGCGGAAGCGUUUCGUUUUGCUGCUUUUCCAUUUUUUUUUUUUUUUUUUUCCAUUGUUUUUUUUUCCCGUUUUUUCUUUUUUUUUCAGAAGUUGUUGCUGUGUUUACUCCUUCAGCGUUCAAAGGCUUUUUUGAAUUGUUUUUUUUUUCUUCUAUAUUCACGCACAAGUCGUGCUGCUUUGCUGAUGAUGCAUUCUUUGGGGCUGUCGUGAUGUGAUGCCGCGCGUGUGCGCAAAAGGUAGGUUAGCCCCAAAGUGGAAGGUUACCGAUGCUUCUUUGUGCAUCCGCCAUCAACAGGGUCAUCCUACAAAAUGCCGCACUUUGGGGCUAACCUACAUUUGAUGCACAAGAAUUGGCUUCUUUGUGCAUCCGCCAGAUCAUCACCAGGGUCUUGUGCUGCCUGUCGAUGGCGGUGGUGCCUUGUUUUGACUCCUCGUUGCAAUUAAACAGUUUUUUUUUUUUUGUUUUUUUUUUUUUUUUUUUUUGUGUCCAUGCUGUUGCAUUUCAGUCGUUUUAUGUUGAUGUCAUAAUCAAAUCAGGGUUGCGCA